Halichondria panicea is the source of this 3400-nucleotide messenger RNA. Its product is annotated as reversion-inducing cysteine-rich protein with Kazal motifs-like. The transcript is spliced from 12 exons. Gene Ontology annotation, molecular function: metalloendopeptidase inhibitor activity; protein binding. NCBI's taxonomy places the organism in Eukaryota, Metazoa, Porifera, Demospongiae, Suberitida, Halichondriidae. Gene Ontology annotation, cellular component: plasma membrane. Bases 1418 to 3259 code for a protein of 613 amino acids. Gene Ontology annotation, biological process: extracellular matrix organization. The record is from RefSeq and is a predicted model, not a curated record.
CUAGCCUCGAUCCCAGGCCGAGUUUUCGCUUUUAUAACGGUUAGGCGAACAACUGGGCCUGGUACUAGUUGUCUGCGCAUGCGUCAGUCGUUCGUCAGAUUCUGACGAAUGGAUAUUCUCGUUCACUUUCGUGACAUUUAUAUUCGUGUACUAUCGUGUACUAGAAGUCAGUUCCCGUUUUAUCAUUAUUGGAAUCGAUUGGAAUGGCUCUUAGCUGAAGCUUCUCUCUUCUCUGAAGCUUAUUCUGAAGACUGAACAACAAGGGAAGAGGUAUAAAGCUUUGUCAAGCUUGUUAAGGAGCAAUGGCUAAUAUCCAGCUAUCCCAACAGUGCUCCUCUUGGCUAUACUAACGGACGAGACUGGACAGUUUGAGGACUGGAGUAUGACCUGCUCAUUCGAGUGUUGCUGGGUAGCUCAGAGACAUCAAGAGAAUCUACGUUUUCUCAAGUAAAAUUUAACUGAGUUAUGAGUUGGGGCCUAGAAUCAGAGAAGUCCAGCAGCCUGCUAAAUCUUUUUGAAACGUAAUUUGAAGGCAUUCAAUCAUCCUGAGUUGCCCUGGGUCACUGUAAUUGUGCUGCAGCACAACUGGCAACUCCCCAGGCCUUUGUGAAGCAGCUCUCUAUGUGCAUCUUUUGUGUACUCACUCUGUGCAUUUUCUGUGUACAAAUUUCUAUUAUUGAUUUAUUAAAUAUUUUUGCCGACCACAAAUAUACAAUGAAAAUUUGACGCAUGCGCAGACAACUAGUACCAGGCCCAGUUGUUCGCCUAACCGUUAUAAAAGCGAAAACUCGGCCUGGGAUCGAGGCUACUCCUCCCCCAGUUUUGCAGCAAGAAACAAGCGGCUUGUACUACUCUCACAAAGCGAAAGGAAGACACCUAAGCUAUAAUUUGCAGCAAACAAGCCCAGCAAACGAGCGGCUCCUAUACUACUCUUCAACAAAGCGAAAGGAACUUUAGGAAGAAGCCAAAGCUAGAAUCCCAGCACUUCCAUACAUCCAGCUCCUCCCCCAUGCAGCCUUGCAGCAAAAAAGCACAGCACACUGCCGCCCAAAAAACGAGCGUCUCCUACUACUCUCGAACAAAGCCAAAAAAAGAAACUAGAGCUUCUCUCUUUCAUUCUAGUUCUGUUAUUAUAUUACUAGACAAAGCAUCUUAGCUACAAUAAUUUUUAUGUUAUUAUACAUGUGCAUCUUCUUGUAAAUCACAAUACAAUGUACAAUCUUGUAGUUUGUAGCCCAGAGCAAUCUAUAGUACCGGUACUAUAGCUCAUAGUUCCCUGCUAAAUACACUCAAAUGGGAUCUAAGAGAUUAUGGCUCAUAAUUCCCUGCUAAACACACACAAGUGGGAUCUAAGAUAAUGCAUAAGUAUUAUUUUAUUAUUGACAGAACUACUGCCAGAUAAUCCAACUGAUUGCGCAUGCGCGUCACAGUCGGGUGCAUGGUAACAGAGGAGCCGUAUACAGGGCCACGUGGUAGAGUCAAGGCCGGGAAUAUUGCUCAGAUGACAGCCGACUGCCAGGAAGGAUUCUCUUGCGUUCAGACUGGCCACAGGAAGCGUAACUGCAAGAGCACACAAUGCAAAAUGGCUCUUAAGAACAAUACAAACAUUGAGUGUAAUAAAGAGGGUAACUUCAAGCCGCUACAGUGUGAUCCCAUAGUAUCAGCUAUUAAUGAGAGUGAAUCAGGCGGGGCAAGGUCAAGGUCAAAGAAGCGUGAUCCAAUGAUGUGUCGAUGCGUUGAAAUGUUGUCAGGAGAUACUAUAGUGAGCUCAGAGGUCAGGGUGGAGCCAGGGAUGAAACGACCUAACUGCCGAUUUAGAGAUUGCAAAAUUCCUGGGACCCGAGGACGAGGCAGAAGAGGCAAAAAAGAACGAAUGUACAGAGUCCAACAUGGAGAUACUUAUUUUGAUGCAGCCAACUGUCGAAGUUGCCAGUGCAUUGAUGGAGAUGCACAAGCUUUCUGCAGUGCUUCUGUGGGUAAUUGUGAGGCAAUCACGGGUCAGAAUAACUGCACGUUGGAGGGUGGCUUGAUGAUACUUCACGGUGAACAGAUGACCUUUGGGUGUGAGAAGUGUGGUUGCAGUAACGGGAAAAUCAGCUGUGUCACUAUCGGAGACUGUGAGACUGAAGAGGUGAACAUGUGCAAAGAGUGUGAGACGUUACCACCGAACCCAGUGUGUGGGCCCGAUGGCCGCAACCACAAGACAGAGUGUGCUGCUGUCUACUGUGCUGGGAUACCUGCCAUUGCCCUCCUUGAAGGACCUUGUCAGAGCAACGAUGUGUGUGAAAUUUACCCCUGCGAUAACGAUACCUUCACCUGUAUUCCUGGAGGGGGCGUGGCAUGUGUCGGCACCGGUGGCUGUGAACCAGACCAACUCAGAACAUGCAUCGACCUGGACACUCUCCAAUGCACUGGGAAUGAGUCAUCAUUGAUUUUAGGAUUUGAAGUUUGUGGUUCGGAUAACAUCACGUACUCGAGCAUCUGCAGCCUCCUCCAAAACACAGUGGAUGUGCAGAUUGCAAGCAGUGGUUCUUGUGAGAGUGAAGAAUGUACCAGCAUUGGAGAGGUUUGCGGUAGUGAUGGAGUAACCUACCCUAACCCAUGUGUUCUGAGAAGCCAGGCUGUCACUAGAUUAGACUAUCCUAGUGCUUGUGUCACUAAUGGAUCCACUGCUGAAGCAAUCUGUGAAAGUGUUCAAACACAGGGACUGUGUAUAGUGAACACUGACAAUUGUGACUCUCCCCACCUCCCAGAGAAUGGCUGCUGUCCCAUAUGUGGUGGUUCUGUGACGAUAGCAUUUGAUCGAGAUGCACUAACAGUUGCUGGUUCUGCUGACUACGACUUCACUUCAGUGGACAACAUAGCCAUCAAGAUUCUCCAGCUAUUUUACGAAAUCCAAUGCACUGUAUUUGUCGAUGUCACCACCACGUACAAUAUUGAGAUGUCACUCGUCUCUGAGAACACCACGUACACAUAUGAGUGUGUAACACUAGCAAAGGAAAUUGCUAGUACUGUGAAUGGAGACGUCGUAACUACUGGUUCCAGGCGCAGGAGACAAACAGAUGAUGAUGAGAGCAUUCCACAGAUAUUUGAGUAUGCCAUAGUAGCGUCCACAUCUCCCUUGGUGUCUGAUGACUCUACAGUACAGCCUGUCGUUACUGAUGUUGAGGCUACAACUAGUGGAGCUCCAUCGCUUCGAGUGACACUAGGCGCUCUCUCACUGUUGGUGUUGAGCAUGCUCUCCGUACUGCUGGGAUAAACUCUAUUUAGCUAUAGUCAUAGCUAGUCACUCUGACUGUACUGCUAUAUUGUGUAGUUUCCAUUAAGUAUGAAACAGUUAAUUGUAUACUUCACCGUGAAACAUGUGUUAAUAAUUUUGGUCAAAUAAUUUUCAUCGUGA